Molecule: messenger RNA, 812 nt
Organism: Vitis riparia (riverbank grape)
Lineage: Eukaryota; Viridiplantae; Streptophyta; Magnoliopsida; Vitales; Vitaceae
Exons: 1
Coding region: 135-626 (163 amino acids)
Source: RefSeq, a predicted model, not a curated record
UCUCAUCCACAUCUGUGCCCCAUCCUUGGCUUUCAUCACUUAGGCCCCAUUACACAGCCUCCACUGUCUUGACAUAUAUAUUAACCUCUACCUCCUCUCCAACUCCUCUAUACUCAAAGACCCACCUCCAAAAAAUGAAUGGGUAUCCAAAGAUGAAGUUCCUUAGAUGUAGAAGCACCAAAUCAAGAUCCAUGGAUUUUGCAGAUCUCCUGUCUUUCCCUCAAACCCCAAAAAAUACCCAAAACCCCACCUCCAAAACCCCAUAUGCUAACAAACCCACCACUGCCCAUGACUCAGUUUCUGACCCAGAUGAUGAAGAUGGGAUAAAGGGUGGGAGCUUUGGUGGGGUUUUGAGGAGAAACAGCUCUGUUACUUCUGCUGCUUCACUUCAGUCUGCUGUGAAAAGGGCCUUCUCUAUGAGAAGAUCUUCAUCAGUCUCUGAAAGGUAUUGUAGGAUCCAUGACCAGUCUGCAACUGCCUUCUUACAAUCACCUCCCAAUAAUAUUGAUGAUGAAGAAGCCAUGGAUGGUGGUACAAUGAAGACAAGAUCCAUGGAGAAGAAGAUGAAGAAGAAGCAGAAGAAUGGUAAGAUCUUCAAAGCCUGUAAGCGCCUUUUUGGACUUUGAGGACCUUUGUUUUUCUUUUCUUUUCUUUUCUUUUCUUUUUUAAUGUUUUUCUUUUUUUUAACAUGGAGUGAAUGAAAUGAAUCUACUUUUGCUCUUUUUCUUCAAAUUAAAAAGAGGAAAAAGUCAGCUGCUUUGUACUGUUUUCUUUUCAUUUUUACACACUUCUACUAUUGGGUGUUUUGAUCC